CGGCGAGACGGGCUACGCGCCGGCCUCCUACCUCCAGCGGCUGCAGCAUGUUUUUGACUUAAGAGACGUGUUCUGGUUACUGGAGGGCACAGAAUUGCAAGGGGAAGGAAUUGGUGGCUGAUUCUGAUCAUCAUGACCGGUACACAGGGUCUGAGUGUGGCUGGAAAGAACCAGGAUGAAGCAUUUCCACCUUGGGAUGUACAAGUGUGCAGUGGUGCUGGAGCAAGAUGUGGUUCUCCAGUCUAUUGACCGUGCCAUUGAGGCUGUGCACAACGCAGCCAUGAAGAAUGGAGGAAAGUACAACCUGGAGCAGAGAGAUGUCCUCCAAAAACUGAUCCAUCACCGGAAGGAGACCGUGUCCCGCAAAGGUCACUCUCCCACCCCACAGGGGAUGGUUAUGACACAGUCCUCCAGCGACCACCACCUGGACGUGGCCCGGCAGCCCAACGGGGUGUGCCGGACGGGGUACGAGCGCCAUCACAGUCUUCCAAACACAGAGUUUGAGGAGGACGAUGAAGGUCCCUAUCAGAUCCCACCACAGCCCCGGCGUGCUGCUCCCGUCACCCCUCCGCCUCCAGAGAAACGCAGGAACGCGCAGAUUGCUGCUCCCCUGAAAAACACUGUUGAAGUUAUUCCUGGGUCAGCUUCUAGUGCCUCCUCUGUAAGCACAACAUCCCUGGAUACCUUGUACACAGCUUCUUCUGUGUCGGAGACGGCUCUCCCGACGGCCACCUCCAGCCCUGCCAACACCCCACCCCCUGUGCCCAGCCGCAGUGUCCACACCACCAUCACACGUAACUUGGACACCGGCUCUGUCGCCCACUCCCGCUAUGGGACUUCCCCAAAGGAUGGGGCCAGCAAGUCUCCCCAGACCAAGAGGGCAGCCCCUGCACCACCAGCUGAAGGGGGGACCCAGAGGUCCCACACUGUGGAUGGGGAGAAGACUUCUCAGGUGAAGAAAGCUGCCCCGGCACCCCCUGCAAGCCUGGAUGCCUUCAGCUCCCUCUGCCUGGAGGAUAAGAAGGCGGCUGCGGUGGAGCUGGUGCCAGCAGAACCUGGUGGCCUGGUGGCAUCAGUGCCCAAGACAAUAGGUGCUGAACUGAUCGAGCUGGUGCGCAGGAACACCCACCUCAGCUACGAGCUGUCCCGCGUGGCCAUCGGCGUGGUCAUCGGCCACAUCCAGACCUCUGUCCCUGCAACCAGCAGCAUCAUGGAGCAGAUUCUCAUCUCCGUGGUGGAGAGUAAGAAUCUGAGUGCGGGGCUGCCCUCGGGACAGAUCUGCCAUGAUGAGCAGAGGCUGGAGGUGAUCUUUGCAGACCUGGCCAGGCACAAGGACGAUGCUCAGCAGCGCAGCUGGGCACUCUACGAGGAUGAGAACGUCAUCUGCUGCUACCUGGAGGAGCUGCUUCGCAUCCUGACAGAUGCAGACCCAGAAGUUUGCAAGAAAAUGUGCAAGAAGAAUGAGUUUGAAUCUGUCCUGUCCCUUGUGGCAUAUUAUCAGAUGGAGCACAGGGUGCCGUUACGGCUGCUGCUGUUGAAGUGCUUUGGAGCCAUGUGCAACUUGGAUGCUGCAGUCAUCUCAACACUGGUCAACUCUGUGCUGCCCAUGGAGCUGGCCCGGGACAUGCAGACUCACACACAAGAUCAUCAGAAGAUGUGCUACUCGGCACUGGUGCUGGCAAUGAUGUUCUCCAUGGGGGAGCCUCUGCCAUAUCACCACUAUGAACAUCUCAACUCUCAGUUUGUGCAGUUCCUGCUGGAUGUGAUUGAGGAUGGGCUGCCCUCGGACACCACUGACCAGCUGCCUGACUUAUUCGUCAACGUCCUUCUGGCCUUCAAUCUCCACAUUCCAGUUCCAGAACACAGUGUGAUCAUGACUACGAUAAGCAAGCACUCGAAUGUCAAGACAUUCACAGAAAAGCUGCUGCUUCUACUGAACAGGGGAGAUGAUCCAGUUUGUAUCUUCAAGCAUCAGCCUCAGCCACCACACUCAGUGCUGAAGUUUCUGCAGGACAUCUUUGCCAGCAAGGAUACGGCCAGCAUCUUCUACCACACAGACAUGAUGGUCCUGAUAGACAUCCUGGUGCGGCAGAUUGCUGAUCUCUCCCCAGGAGACAAGCUGAGGAUGGAGUAUCUCUCCCUGAUGCACGCCAUCAUCCGCUCCACGCCCUAUCUGCAGCACCAGCACCGCCUCUCCGACCUGCAGGGCAUCUUGCAGCGCAUCCUGGGGGAAGAGGAGGAGGACCAGCAGUGCCAGAUGGACAAACUGAUCAUCCUGGAGAUUUAUAAGGAGUUCCCAGAAAUCUCUCCCGGUACCAGCUAACCGCCCCUCGGCUUGGACUGGAGUUUGAACCACUUGGAUCAACGAUGUCUCCUGUUGACACUUUGUCCCCAUUCCCUUCCAGUACAGCUCAUACCUUAUAUCCCUCCGUGCGAGGCCUAAGGUUGGGACAGGGUUCACCAGCCCUCUAGAGCCACCAGCAGCAGAAAGGGCAGGGGGUGCCCCCAGGCCUGGUGCUGGGGGGAGGUUGGAGCAGGGUGGGCACUGGCACGUGGUUUGCCUGCAAGACUCAGGCAGGAGGAAUUUAGGCAGCUGGUGUUAGCAGGAAAGGCAGAGAGCCCUGGGGUGGGGGGUGUUUAGUUGUGCUGGUGUCCUGAAGCAAAAGGCCUUUGCCUUAGAGUAUCACUUCUUUUCCAUGUGCAUCUCUCCCUGCUGUGACCAAGUGGAGUCUGCUGGUGCUUGGAAGAAGCUUUCGUAACAUCUGUUUUGUCUUCUGCUGCUAGUGCCAAUGUGCUGCAGCCCUGCCAAGGGGAGGUAGCUCGCUCGCUGUCUAACGCCUCGUCUAGUGAGCCUUUCACUCCCUCCUGGCCCUCAGCUUUGCCUCUGGGUAGCAGCCCACCUGGGUGGGUCAUAGAGGUCUUAUCUCAACAGCUGCUUUUUUCAAUCUGCUUUCUAGAGCGACGUUUAAAUCCAAAUUUCAUGCACACUGUGGCAGCCUAGAAGUCAUAACCAUGUGGGUGACGCUGCCCUUGGGAAGCCUUUGGCCCGGACACAGCACAAAAAUGUGUCCUGCCAAGAGAAAAGCUGCAUGUGCCACCUCCCUGCAGCGCUGCCGAGGGGCUGCGCGUGGGCAGGCGCGCUCUGUUCGUGAAGCCUGUGGAUUUCUUGCCUUGAGCUUCAUAGUAGCUCUGCCUUGCUGUCCUCCCUCUCCACGUGGCAGUGCUCGGAGGCAGCGUGAGCCUGGUGUCCAGUAGCUGUUUGUGACUAUGCACGAGUGUGGGGAACCCUUAUUUAUAUUUCCUCUAGGUUUCUAGCAAAUGGGAUUAACCUGUUUCCCUGUAACAGGCAGUCACACACACUAACGUGGGUCUCUAACAUAUUUGUGUGCGUGGUCUGGUCAAUUUCCUGUCCCCGGCUCUUCCUUUGCAGUAUCCAGUGUAGGAGCUAUUGGAAAGUGGAACUGGAAAUACUGGGCACUGUGGGUUUUUUCUUAGCUUGAGGCAAUGACACGAGCUCUGCUGUGCAGGUCUGGAUGCUGGGCACUGGGGCAGUGAUGCUUGGGAAUGGAGGGGAUUGGUCUGGCAGACAUGGGGGGCAAGGACUCCCCUGAAGUCUGCCUGGGAAUGCCCAAGCUUAAUAACCACCCUCGUAGAGAGACCUAUUUUUUCCCCUGUAAAAAUGUAUGAAUGUCCAAAGGGAUCCUGUAUUUUCUUAAACACUAAGUGUAACACGCAGAGGAAUAAAAAUGUCUUAAACUGGA
Apus apus (common swift) is the source of this 3761-nucleotide messenger RNA. It is a transcript of the gene NCKIPSD, whose product is annotated as NCK interacting protein with SH3 domain. Gene Ontology annotation, biological process: endocytosis. Gene Ontology annotation, molecular function: Arp2/3 complex binding; protein binding. Lineage: Eukaryota; Metazoa; Chordata; Aves; Apodiformes; Apodidae. The record is from RefSeq and is a predicted model, not a curated record. The coding region runs from base 176 to 2323 and encodes 715 amino acids. The transcript has 14 exons.